AUGUAUAUCAUUUCCAACCAAGGAAAUAACUAUUUGAAUAUGGAAGAAAAAGUUGGACAUGCAAACGAUCUACUAAUGGAAGACCUAAAUGCAACAAAACACGAACGUAGUAAUAUUACUGAUAAGUUAAAUGAUAAACAACUUACAGAUCUUUAUAAAGCAAAGACAGAAGAAAACGGCUCAAUCGGUUCACAACUUCCACUCGGAGACAAUGGUACAGUUGGUGCAAUAGAUCUGAAUGAAUACAAAGGUGCUGUUGGGGAAAAGGGUUCGAAGGGCGAUAUGGGCAUGUCUGGUAUAGAUGGCACAAGAGGAGAAUCGGGCUUAAAAGGUGAACCAUUGCUAACAUACAAUGGACUAAAAGGAGAAAAAGGAGGACAAGGUGAAAAGAGAAGACGAGGGGAAUCAGAUCCAGAAGAUAACGGCUCAAUCGGUUCACAACUUCCACUGGGAGACAAUGGUACAGUUGGUGCAAUAGAUCCGAAUAGAUACAAAGGUGCAGUUGGGGAAAAGGGUUCCAAAGGCGAUAUGGGCAGGCCUGGUCUAGAUGGCACAAGAGGAGAAUCGGGCUUAAAAGGAGCACAUGGACUAAAAGGAGAAAAAGGAGGACAAGGUGAAAAGAGAAGACGAGGGGAAUCAGAUCCAGAAGAUAACGGCUCAAUCGGUUCACAACUUCCACUGGGAGACAAUGGUACAGUUGGUGCAAUAGAUCCGAAUAGAUAUAAAGGUGCAGUUGGGGAAAAGGGUUCCAAAGGCGAUAUGGGCAGGCCUGGUCUAGAUGGUGUUAAUGGAAGAAAAGGAGAACCGGGCUUAACAUUUAAACCAUUGAACUGUUCGUAUGGAUGGGUAGAGUUUAUGAGCAGUUGUUAUUACUUUGAACUUAGUAACGACAAAACAUGGAGUGCGGCAAAGGAUGACUGUCGUAGAAAAGGAGGAUUUCUUGUAAAAGUUGACGAUGCCAUUGAAAAUUGGUUCUUGAAAUCCUUUAUGAGUCACACAAACAGUUUUGCAUCAGUUUGGAUUGGAGCAAACGAUAUUAACCGAGAUUACAAUUUUGUUUGGGACUUCGACAAAUCAGAGCUUACGUAUACAGACUGGUCAGUUGGAGAACCUAAUAAUAAAUACAACUCGGAGGAUUGUGUACAGAUGCGUGAAUCGGUUAACUACGCAUGGAAUGAUUCUGAAUGUUCAAAAGCAGAAUCAUAUAUUUGUGAGAAAUUAUGAAAUGCACAAUGCGCUACAAAAAUUUGUUUCAUGUAUCAUAUCACUAGUGUGUCAGUUAUUUUCAUUAUUACAGAAUAGAUAAUAGUGGUACAUCAUGAAUACAAAAGUGCGUUUUUUUGUUAACUCUUUUGAAAAGCACCAAAUUUAAAGUUUGGAGGCAAAAUGAAAUUCAAAAGACUGUUGUUCGUGCACACAUGGUCUCAAAUAUUGUGGAUUCAUUCAUUUUCGUAGGUAUCAAUUUUUAUGGAUUGAAGAAAACUAAAAAAAAUUGUUGAUGUGUAACUUCAUUAUUUUCUCAAAGUCUGAAUAUGUCAUUCCUUAGAUAUUUGAACUUGCGUUUCUGUUGUUUAAUCAGCGAAAAGAAGUAUCCAGCGAAAUACAAUUUUACAUGUAUAAAACACCUUAUAAUCACAGAAAAACUGGGUAGCUCAUAUGUACAUUACGUCAGUCACGAAAUAGAGACUUUUGAAAAUCAAACAGAAAAUUCAACCAAAGCUGUCAACCGGAUGUGGAUUUAUACAAAUUAAUUAUCGAAUAUUUAAUUGAGACUUAUCAUCGAAUUAGCAUAAAGAAUUAAUUUAGCCACAUUAAUGAAGCAGUAUAUCCUUAUCAUUUUGGCUCUCCUGGUGUCAUACUAAUGUAGAAUAAUGUUGCUCAAUCGUAUAUUUUCUUUGUGAUGUUUUGUAAACGUGACAUUUUUUCGUUGCCUCUAAUUUUUCUAUAUAUAUGGGUUUUUUUGCCAUGUAUUCCUCAAAAUUUUCUAUUCAAAAGGGUAUCUACUUUUCAAUAAAUAAUGAAAACUCUGCGUUCCUUGAAACUAAAUGUAACCAAAUGUGAUCCUCAAUAUGCCAAACUAAUAAACAACAAAAUUCAAAAUUCAAUUCUACCAAUUUAUCCGAAUACCGUACCUGAUUACAAUUUUUUUCACUAUCAAAAGUGUAUCAUAAACAAACGGCAUAAACACACGCUUAAACCCUUUGCCUACAUUUUUCCGUUGCUCUAAAAAAAUGAAUAUGAAGAUAUUUUUGAAACAUGGGUUUACAUUUUAGUCGA
Mytilus trossulus (common blue mussel) is the source of this 2277-nucleotide messenger RNA. Its product is annotated as collectin-10-like. Gene Ontology annotation, cellular component: extracellular matrix. The coding region runs from base 1 to 1224 and encodes 407 amino acids. Lineage: Eukaryota; Metazoa; Mollusca; Bivalvia; Mytilida; Mytilidae. The transcript has 10 exons. The record is from RefSeq and is a predicted model, not a curated record.